AUGUUUAUAUAUUCUCUUAUCUUCGAGGUUCUUAAGUUAAAUCAAGACCUUGUGUACGAUAUAUGCCCAAGAGCACAGCGCAUUAAGUCUAAAACAUACUCAAUGUGGACCGAUGACAGUGCACGAGGAUAUAAACUAUCAGAUUUUACAUUUCCAAAGGACGCUGACAAAAAUUGCACAUAUCCAAAACCACUCCCCAAAGGACUAGAGGAAGAUCUCAUAGAAGAUCUUAAUGACAUCAAAUAUCUUCAUGGAUUAGGCAAUUGGACAGUUGUACUAAGUCCACACGAGCUUCAUUGGAAAAUUGUUACUGAAGGCAUUUGGUUUUGGAAUGCUAACUCAAAUAAUGGCCAGGUUUCUGGACACAUUACAUCGGCAGGUGCUAGAUGCAAGCAAGAGCUACCUUGGGGUUCUACAGGCUUUGCUUAUAGCUCAGUUGGCGGCUCAUCAGCCAAUUAUAAAGCAUGCAAAAUGCUUUGGAAUUUAAUUGAUGAAUAUUAUCCAGGCAUGGGCCAUAGAGCUGCUAUGUUUUCUCCAGCAUUGUAUCAAACUCAAUUUGCAUUUGGUCGUAGAGAUAAUGGCAAUGGUGUUUGGCCUAGUCUUUAUUUCGGUGUUCUUUCAGCAUAUUAUCGCGGUGAUGAACUAUCUAUGAGCGUCCUCAGAUGGAAUGACCCUAACAUGCCUCGUCCGGAAUUUGUUGCACUCCCACCUCCAGGAUAUGUUGACUAUACUUUGAUUCCAGAAGUUUGGACAUUCCAAUCUCCAUUAAUAAAUUACCGAAAUGUUACAUAUAGAGCAUACAUUAAUGGAACCCUUGCAACACAAAAAGCAACCGGAAUUAAUGGAGGAUAUCAGGAUGGAGGUGAUUGGAGUACCACUGAUGGUGUUGCAUUUACUAGAGAUAUAGCAUAUGAUACUGCCUGGCGUGGCGAAUCCCAAAAUUUCAAACCUUUCCCAUGGCCAGGAACACAGAUCCAUAUUGAAGUUGAAUCAGAUGGUCACUAUUGGGAAUAUAAUACAACUGUUGUUGAUUGUGAUAAAGUUCCUCCACCACCAACACCAACUCCACCACCAACUCGAACAUUCGUUCCUACAAAUCAACCAACACCAGUGGGAACACCUUUCUUAACUGCGGCCGAAACAGCAGUUGAAACACCUUACUUAACUCCAUUCUUAACUGCAGCAGAAACAGCAUUUGAAACACCUUUCUCCACACCAGGAAAGACAGAAACACCAGAUCCAACACUUGAUCCAACAAAAACACCAGUCGUUCUAGCAAAAGAGAAUCCAGAUAAUGACAACUCAUUAAAUUCAAACAGUGAUAACAGCAAAGCUAAAAAGAUCGGCCUUGGUGUUGGAAUUCCAGUAGCUAUACUUGUAUGUGCAGCUAUUGGACUUGGAAUUUUCAUCCUUGUCUCAAAGGGCAUCAUUGGAAGACCAGCUCCUACUCCUUCAGAUGAAGAAGGUAUUGAUGUUUAA
Trichomonas vaginalis G3 is the source of this 1479-nucleotide messenger RNA. RefSeq lists its product as uncharacterized. The coding region runs from base 1 to 1479 and encodes 492 amino acids. The transcript has a single exon. The record is from RefSeq and is a predicted model, not a curated record. Lineage: Eukaryota; Parabasalia; Trichomonadida; Trichomonadidae.